Molecule: messenger RNA, 1115 nt
Organism: Ostrinia furnacalis (Asian corn borer)
Lineage: Eukaryota; Metazoa; Arthropoda; Insecta; Lepidoptera; Crambidae
Gene: PTPMT1
Product: protein tyrosine phosphatase, mitochondrial 1
Exons: 6
Coding region: 108-698 (196 amino acids)
Biological process (GO): protein dephosphorylation
Molecular function (GO): phosphatidylglycerophosphatase activity; phosphoprotein phosphatase activity; phosphatidylinositol-4,5-bisphosphate 5-phosphatase activity
Source: RefSeq, a predicted model, not a curated record
ACAUUUCCAUUCUGUCAAUGUCACAGACAGCUGAUUCGGUCGUGCUCUGGCUCGUCUGACGAAGCCAAAUUAAUUCGAAUCCCCACCACGUAAAACCAGCUUUCACCAUGGGAACGGCGAUGUUUGCUCGAGUGACUUUUUACCCCACGUUAUUCUACAAUGUGAUGAUGGAGAAGAUCACCAGCCGGCGUUGGUAUGACAGGAUAGAUGACACAGUCAUCCUCGGCGCGCUGCCUUUCCAGGGAAUGACCAAUAAGUUAAAAGAAGAGGAAAACUUAAAAGGAGUUGUGUCUAUGAAUGAGUCCUAUGAACUGAAGAUAUUCUCCAAUGAUGCACAGAAAUGGCGGGAACACGGAGUCGAGUUUCUUCAGCUGGCGACUACGGACAUCUUCGAGACGCCAGACCAGGAAAAACUGUACGAAGGAGUCAAGUUUAUCAAUAGGUUCCUCCCGGUUGGCGCGAAGUUAACCGGCGUGUCGACUGAGGCGGCGCAAGUGAACAGCGGCAGCGUGUACGUGCACUGCAAGGCGGGCCGCACGCGCAGCGCCACGCUAGUCGGCUGCUACCUUAUGCUGAAAAACGGGUGGUCUCCGAAAGAAGCGGUUGAAUACAUGCGCGAGCGCAGACCACACAUCUUGCUGCACACCAAGCAGUGGGAGGCGCUUAGUAUAUUCCACUCGCGGCACGUCAAGCCCUAGCCUUACGGUAGGCCGCGGUCUGAAUGCCAGCGGGACAGUUUAUUGCUGAAUUUUAUAAACGUAAGAUUUUUAUCGAUACUUAUGACAAAUGUGUGCCACAUUCCUAUUCCAUUCAUUGUUACUUUCUUCCAUAUUGUAUGAAAUCUGAAUUUGACAAACAUGAGCUUUUUAUCGAUAGGACAAAAUGUGCCUAGCCUUACGGUAGACCGCGGUCAGAAUGCCAGCGGAGCAAAGUUCAUUGCUAAAUUUUAUAAACGUAACAUUUUUAUCGGUACUUAUGACAAAUGUGGCACACAUCCCUAUUCCAUUCUUUGUUACUUUCCUUAAUGUAUGAAAUCUGAAUUUGACAAACGUGAGCUUUUUAUCGAUACGCAAAUGUGGCACACAACCCUAUUCCAUCCAUAUUUCCUCUUGUAA